CAAAACGAAACUAGGGUUUUCCGUAAGUGUUAUCCACGUUUCAUAAUUCUGACAGGACGUGGUUUCAACAAGAAAGUCUCUCGGACGAUUGACUACGUGACGAAUCAUAGCGAUGGCUUCAACAUUGCCGACGACAGACGAAGUUGCGGUCAUAGCAGAGACUAUGAAUAAACACAUACAAUAUCUUCAGGCAAACGUCCAAAGCUUAAAGAAACUUCCUAAACCCAAGGACGUUUAUAAGGACAUGAAACAAGAACUCUGGCACAUGUUGUGUUUACCAUGCAGAUCAACUCUGUAUGGUUUAUUUAGUAAGGACUUUUCGUUGCGUAGAAAAAAAGGAAGGGUGUCGCAUCCACUAGAAGACCAGGAAACGAUAAAAGACCUGGAAAGAGAAAUUGAUACUUUAAGACACAUUUUAAAGGACAAAGACAAGAAACUAAAUAAAUGGGAAGAAGAGAAGAAGGCAUAUGUUAAAAGACCCAAAAAGAUGUUUUCUGAAGGCAGAGAAAAAUACAACAAUGAGGAAAAGCAGGAUGAAUUACACAAGGUUCAAAAGGAAAAAGAGGAGACUGUGCGAGAAAUAUCACAACAGCUACAGACGGAGAGACAUACAGGUUCCCCGAACAGGACAAAUGAGGAGUUAUCACCCACCAUGUAGAGUCUACAGCAAAAAAUCGAUAUGUUGAAAGGAGAACUCGAAAAGAAGCAGGGUGAUUUUGACAAAAGCCAACAGGAGAACGAAGAGUAUAUGAGAGAAGUAGCACAACUACAGACAGACAGACAGACACUACAGGAUCAGACAAGCUCUAUCAACAAGACCAAUGAAGAAUUAUUAUCUUCAUUAAAGAUUAAACAGCAGAACACUGAAAAGAUGACUGGAGAACUAGAGGAAAAGCAAACUGAACUUGACAAAGUUCAAAGGGAAAACGAAAUGUUUGUUAUAAACAUAUCCCAGCUACAGACAGAUAUACAGAAAUUUAAGGACCAGGCAAGUUUCCUCAGCAGAACGAAUGAGGAGAUGACUCCCGCCAUGGAGGGUCUACAGCGGAACAUCGACAGACUGGCAGGACAACUAGAGGAGAAACAGGGGGAUUUUGACAAAGUUCAAAACGAAAAAGCGGAGUAUUUGAAAGAACAAUCACAACUACAGAGGGACAUACAAACACUACAGGACGAGACAGGUUCUCUCAACAAGACUAUUAAGGAACUAUCAUCUACUGUUGAGAGUCUUCAGCCGGAUAUUGAUAGGAUGACAGGAGAACUAGUAAAAAAGGAUGAAGAAAUAAACAAUUUAAAAACAGUGUUGGAAGAAAGUCGACGCUUAAAAAAGAAAGUUGUGGUGAUGAGGUUACUACGUACUAGCCGAAGUGGUUUGGGGAAAACAAUGGUGGACAUGGUUACCAAGGAGCUGACGAGACAGCUAGGAGAAAGACUCGAUUCAAAGAGCUUUGAUUUUUCAAUUGUGCUCAGCGAGACACCAACAGAUGUAUCCAAUGGGCCAUUGUUUGUUUUAUGUCUGAAUAUGUCGAGGGUCGGCACAAAUAUUCAGGACGCAUUGGAAGGGACGGAAGGUGGUAGAGACGUUUACGUGCUCGUGCUACAUCAUACCAACAAGGACAACCUAUCAACACUGACACCUACCAGCCUUCGUGUGACCGGAAGUGAGAUACGACAACUUGGUGGUAUCAUUGACCUGGCGUUCAGCAGCAAUAGUGGACUGUACGAAUGUGAUCUCAACAUCACUGCUAUUGGUAAAAUAGCAACUGUUUUAAAGAAAUUUUGAAAAAUUCAUUGUAAAAUAAUAGUUAAGAUUUGUAAAGGUACUAUAAUGAUAAAAUAUUCACAUUUAUCAUAAGUGCGCCAUGUUUUAAUGUACUUUUAUCUAAGAAUAAAAUGAAUGCAAUGUAACAUUACAUGACGGUGAGAUUAUCAAUGAUACGUCCUACACACAAAAAACAAAAAGACAUCGAGGAAUUUAUUUCAUAUGCAAAAAUCAUAAAAUGAGUGAACGAUUCUUCCUUAUGUAGACCGACAUCAUCAUUUGUUGUCCGUAAAAUAUUGUCUUUAUCAUGAAUGGCAGAACUUGCUCAACCAAUUAAUUUACAUAUUUCGUGCAACCGAGAUAACGUACAGUCUGAUAUAUCAAAAGAUGACAAGUACAUCCAAGUUGAGAGAAUAGUUAUAAUGAUUUUCUGAAUAAAUGGGUUCUGUUUAUUAGAUAGCCAGGUCUUUUUACUUAGAUUAGCUUCAAUCUAGACUUUUUUUGGUUUAUAAUGUUGACGGUCGACGCCAUUUGUUCUGUAUUAACGUAUAUACUAUUUCAGUGUUUAUUAUACCUUUUGUAUUUAUGUUGAUGGCUGAUAUCCUUAUUGACGUACAUUAAUUACUUCAUUAGGUGUAAGGUAUCGUGACAAAAAUAAAAUGGUGUAUCCCGUUACUAUCGGACGAUAAUGUUUUUAUGUAGAAAAGCACGUAUCUUUAGAUACAAUAUUCCCUAUUUAACCAGCCUUUUUCAUGAUUUACUAAAAUUCUCAAGAAUGAAAGUAUAAGCAAUUAAGUAGAAAAUUCUUCAGAUUUGAAAUUUAGAUAUGUUGUCGGGAGCCAUAUACAUGUUGUAGCAUACAGCAUAAGGGUCAUUUUAUUGACAUUUUAUCAAAACUUGUUUUUAAGAAUAUCAUAAGAUAGAUUUUGAUCUUUUUCAAAAAAAUGCACAAAUUGGGCUAAACAUGUAUCCUGUGACGUUGUUGUUUUAUAUACGAAUAUACCUCAUGCACUUGGAUCAAAAGCCGUUGUUCUUAAAAAUGACUUUAUUCUUAAAACUAUGGACUUAUUCUUGGCAGGUUAUAUCUUUUUGCCAUCAACAAUGUCAUUAACCAUAAGAAGAGGUACAGAGAUAGGUACCGUAGUGCUCCCUGUGUUUGCCUCCCUUGUACUAAAGUAUCUAGAAGAACCAUUUUACGAUGUUAUUUGAUGAAAUAUGGUAACGACUACCCUGAUUUGAUUUUAAAUCAAUAUAUGAAUAAAUAUAUAAAACAACAUUGUUUACUCUUUUCAACAAUUCUUUCAUCAUCUAUCUAGCUGACUUGUGUGUAGAUGAUUUUCAGAAUUAAUUCUUUACAUCUUUCUAUUAGUCUUACAAUGUUAGCAAAAUAAUAUUCGUUUCCUCGUUUAGAUAUGAUUUACAUAUUUAAUAAAAAAAAAAUCCUCCUGGUUAAAUUACACAAUUUAAAGAGUACCAUACGUAUCUAUUUUUAUUCUAUCCAUUGUAAAUCUGUGAAGGGUGUUUCUUCCAAUUAACCAUCACAAUUCGUUAUCUAAGUGAGUCAUAAGGUUACCAAUGAAAUAGGUUCAGUAUUUAACUGGCCUUUUUUUUACUUAUCCUUUUAAAUCUCAAAGAUAUUCUGAUGGCGUACUGGAAAAGGGUACACACAUUGUCAUCAAUAAGAGACUGUUUACAUAACUCACUCGUAUGGAGGGUACACACAUUGUCAUCAAUAAGGGACUGUUUACAUAACUCACUCGUAUGGAGGGUACACACAUUGUCAUCAAUAAGGGACUGUUUACAUAACUCACUCGUAUGGAAGGUACACACAUUGUCAUCAAUAAGGGACUGUUUACAUAACUCACUCGUAUGGAGGAGAAGAUGAGUAUUACUCAGAAUUACGGACUUUUAUAAUCUGAUACGAAGAAUGGAAUUUUAUUUAGAUGUUCGAUAUCAUGCUUAUUCUAUAUGCGUGUUGUGAAUGUCGUAUUGUAUUCUUAAAGUUGUUUUCAUAAGUCAGCAUUCCAAUAAAACAUAUUCACUAUGAAUAUGCAACUUUAUACAAAUAUUUCACCGAAAGCUGUUUGGCCAUGAUCGGUCGUCCUUCUGUCAGCGUUACGGCGAACUAGAUUAAUUGUGACGAUGACGUAGUGUAAACUUUCUGAUGGUAAGGGGUUAUCCAGCAGGUUCACUUCUGCCUCUGAUAAGCCCGAGCCAUAUUAAGCUCAUCUCGCACGAAUUACUGAUGAGUUCAUGCCCCAGCGUCCGUCGUACAUCAUCCAUCGUCCACUUUUCCAUUCCAAAGAUAUCUUCUCAAUAACCAAACACGCCUAAGUCGGGGAUUAGCAUGCCAUGAUGAAGGACUACCAGGUUUGUUAAAAUGAAUGACCUUGACACACUUUUAUUGUCGCAUGGGUCA
Molecule: messenger RNA, 4181 nt
Organism: Mizuhopecten yessoensis (Yesso scallop)
Lineage: Eukaryota; Metazoa; Mollusca; Bivalvia; Pectinida; Pectinidae
Product: M protein, serotype 2.1-like
Exons: 10
Coding region: 680-1783 (367 amino acids)
Source: RefSeq, a predicted model, not a curated record